Molecule: messenger RNA, 1428 nt
Organism: Gordionus sp. m RMFG-2023
Lineage: Eukaryota; Metazoa; Nematomorpha; Gordioida; Chordodea; Parachordodidae
Exons: 7
Coding region: 8-1375 (455 amino acids)
Source: RefSeq, a predicted model, not a curated record
AAAGGUUAUGAGAUGGAAUGAUAGGCAUAACACUAGGAAGGUGAAUCAGGAUCAUAAAGAUUGGCAAAUGAUCAAAAAAGAUUAUCAAAGCGGUGAAGAUGAUGGGCUUAAUGAUAUAUCGAACAACGUAGAUGAUCAAACAUUGGCUGCCAGAUUCAAAACCUUUAAAAUUCCUAUUUUACCCAAAAAAACACUAAGAUCGAAUUCUAAAAUACCUAAUAAAAUUGCAGAUAUCAAGGUUCAAUGCGAUAUCUACGACGAAAGCAUGGCUAUUUUAUUGACUUUUUUGAAACCCUUUAAGGGCGUCGUUUAUUCCAAGGGUUAUUAUAAAAGCGAAUUUUGUAGGGUCAAUGGAUUAUUCGAUUUAUACUUAUUCGAUUGUUAUGCUCACGAUGGUAUGGGUAACGAAAAAAUUAGAUUGAUUGAUGAAAACGGCUGCCCAGAAAAUGAAAAUUUGAUAGGAGCUCAGAGCAGGAGUGAACGAGUAUUAGAUAAAAUGUCUGAACGGGAGGACUAUGACACGUUUGAAAAACAUGUGUAUGCUCCUUUCAAUGUCUUUAAAUUUCCAGAUGUACCAAAUGUUUACUUUGAUUGCUAUGUCCAAAUAUGUUAUAAAGAAUGCCCCAAGCCAGUUUGUUCAAUUGAUAGAUACACAGCAGGAGAUGACAACGAUAAUGAAGAAGAGGAAAGAAUGUCUCCUAACGAAAGCAGGAUAGGAAACCAUCACCCUGACAUUCAGGGGGAUUACAUGGAGGACAUGCCAAGAGAAACUAGCCGUAAUUCGGAUGAUGAUGAAAGUGAAAAGGAGAAGAUAACGCGCGAAGAAGAAGAGUUAGGACGGGAGAUUGAUAGAAUCAGAAAACGGCCAUUCGAUAUACCACGCGAUAGUUUUCAUGAAAGAUUACCUUUAGUUGUUUCCAGGGAUAGAAAGGAUAGGAAAGAACGUUCAUUUGCUAAUAAUAAAGUUAAAGAGGGUGGAGUGAAAGUAACGAGCAAACUGUUCAAGAGGCAAAUCACCACAUAUUUGGUUAAAAAUGAUUCUGAUUCUAAAAAUGGUAGCGGAAAUAUGGGGAAGACUGUUAAUCUAUUCAGCUCGAUUGCCGUGAUGAUACCAGGCGAUAAAAACACUUUGAGCGAAGAUGGCAUAUAUUUCGCUAAGGUACCCACAACAACAGUUUCAAGUUCAUGGUGCUUUUCCCCUAAUAACUUCAUGGCUGUAAUUAUUGCUUCAACACUUUUGGUAAUCCUGAUGAUAACUGGAAUGAUAUACACUUAUCACAAUACCCAUAUCAGGGAAAAAAGCCAUUCUAUAAACAAACACUUGUUUCGCGGUUACAAUAGAAAAUGCCAGGAACUGGCAGAGGACAAAUUUUAAUAUUAUUAUAUGAGUUUAUAUAUGAUUUUGUUACACAAUGAAAAUAGAAAUAU